Rubroshorea leprosula is the source of this 4375-nucleotide messenger RNA. The record is from the annotation of a GenBank genome assembly. Lineage: Eukaryota; Viridiplantae; Streptophyta; Magnoliopsida; Malvales; Dipterocarpaceae.
AAGACGAAGCAGUUACCGUGAUCAACGAAUUUCUUGGCUUGAACAAUGUCGUUUGAUGAGAAAACUGUGGAGAGAAUGUGCUUGUACUGCUCGAUUUUCUGCCUCUGGUCCGCGAUCACAGAGGCGCUAGCUAAUGCACCCUCCAUUGAAUUGCUUCAGAGCUCUGAAAUCAAAACCCUAGACCGUAAUCUUCGAUGUAUAUUAGCGAAAUCGGAACUUCUCAGGGUGUCGUUUUCUAAUUGCCGCGGAAACGAAAAAUCACAGAACUUUGCGAGUCCUGACCAUUCCAACCUCGAUUCGCUUCUCUCUCUCUCUCUCGAUCCAAUAGCCGCCGCCGCCGCCGCCGCCGCCGCAGCUGCCGUCGUCGUUGACAGGAAAACCACCUUCAUAACGAGAUUUGGUCUGAUGCUGCCGACAAAAAAACCCGUCAUGUUCCAUACUCCAUUGAUUACGGCUUCUUCUUUUCCAUCGAACACUUGUUGGAAUUAUGACGUAUUCUUGAGCUUCAGAGGUGAAGAUGUCCGCAAAAAUUUUCUUGGUCAUCUCGAUUCUGCUUUAAACCAGGUGGGAUUCAGGACAUAUAAAGACGACAAUGAGCUCGAAAGAGGAAGCGACAUAGCCCCCAGCCUACUAGAAGCCAUCGAGCAUUCGAGAAUUGCAAUUUUCGUGUUCUCCAAAAACUAUGCUGAUUCUAGAUGGUGCCUGGACGAGCUGGUCAAAAUCCUCGAUUGCAGGGACAAGUUAGGCCAGAUGGUUCUACCCGUUUUCUUUCAUGUGGAUCCCUCAGACGUCCGCAACCAGAGGGGGAUCUUUGGCGAAGCAUUUACUCGUGCUCAUCACCAGAAGGUUACGGUAGACAAAGUAGAAAAGUGGAAGACUGCUCUUACCAAUGCUGCCAAUCUGGCUGGAUUUGAUCUACAAAGUGUCAACAGGGAUGAGUCCGAGUUGAUCAAGAAAAUUAUUGAAGAUGUUUGGGAAAAAUUGCAUCCCACUUACCUAAGUGAUGUGAACCACCUUUUUGGAAUUGAAUCUCCGGUGGAGAGAAUAAUAUCACUCUUGAGACUUGGCUCCAAAGAUGUUCGUUUCAUAGGAAUCUAUGGAAUGCCUGGAAUAGGGAAGACAACAGUUGCCAAGGUAAUUAGGAAUAGAAUCUUUCAAGAAUUUGAUGGUAACAGCUUGCUUGAAGACGUCCAAUUAGGAUCUAAACAUGGUGGACUGGUUGAGUUACAAAAGAGACUUCUAUGUGACAUCUUGAGGGUCCGAGGCUUGCAACUGAGUAAUAUUGAUGAUGGAAUUGAUAAGAUUAGAGGUCGAUUGAAGUACAAAAAGGUUCUGAUCAUCCUAGAUAACGUCGACCAUUUGGACCAACUUGCAGGUCUUUCUAAAGAGAGAAGUUGGUUUGGCAUUGGCAGUAGAAUCAUAGUAACAUGUAGAGAUGAACAUUUGCUAAAUGCUCAUGGAGUGGAUGUCAAGUAUGAGGUCCGAAAUUUAUGCUUUCUUUAUGCUGAGCAACUCUUUUCUUGGUAUGCCUUUCGACAACUUUGUCCGCCAGAUGGUUAUGCUGACUUUUCUCAUGAGAUCAUGAGAUAUGCUGGAGGACAUCCAUUAGCUCUUAAAGUUCUGGGUUCUUUCUUAUCAGACAAAAAUCUACUUGAGUGGACUAGUGCAUUGGAGGAACUUAAAAGCACUCCCCAUGGAGAGAUUUUUGAACGAUUUAAAAUAUGUUUUGAUUCACUGAAUGACCAUCAACAGGCCAUUUUUCUCGACAUUGCAUUCUUCUUUGUAGGGAUGGAUGAAGACGAUACAAUUCAAAUACUAGAUGGUUGUGGCUUCCAUACGAAAAUCCAUCUACGUAGUCUUAUCCAAAAGUGCCUCUUAACAAUAAGAGAAAAGAAGCUGAGAAUGCAUGAUCUACUUCAAGAGAUGGCGAGAGAAAUUGUUCAUAGAGAAAAUCUUAGUGAACCUGGUGAACGCAGCAGGCUGUCUUUUAAUAAGGAUGUUCGUAAGGUGCUGAAAAACUAUGAGGGUACAAACAAAGUCAUAGGCCUUAAGGGGUUCUUCUCAGAAACAAGGAAGAAACCAUUUGAUACUGAAGCACUUGCACGGAUGAGCAAAAUGAGAAUACUCCAACUCAGAAAUGCUAACUUUGUUGGAAAGUUUGAACAUUUUUCUAAAGAGUUAAGAUGGUUGUGUUGGGAAAGAUAUUCUCAGGUAUCUAUACCAUCAAGUUUAAAUCUCAAAAAAUUGGUUGUUCUGAGGUUAAGGAACAGCAAACUCAAAUAUAUUUGGGAUGUAUCUAAGGUUCUUAGAAAUCUAAAAGUCCUUGAUCUCAGUCACUCACAUGACUUAAUUGGAACCUCAGACAUCUCAGGUCUUUUAAACAUUGAGAAAUUGAUCUUCAAAGGCUGCAUUAAUUUGAUUGAGGUUCAUCAGUCCAUUGGCAAUCUUAGCAAACUCAUUUACCUGGACUUGGAAAACUGCCAGAACCUUGUUCAUCUUCCUACGGAGAUUUGUAAGUUAAGGUUCCUUGAGAAUCUUAACUUGUAUCUCUGCUCAAAACUAGAGGAGUUGCCAGAGGAUUUUGGGAACAUGGAAAGUUUGAAAGAGCUCAAUAUAGGCUGCACUGCCAUCAAGCAUUUACCCAUGUCCAUUGGCCAUCUUAAGAAUCUUACAAAUUUCUUUUGGAACAAUGAGGGAUCUUUGCUUGAAAGCCCAGGUACCUAUGAUUUGUCUCCGCUGUGGAGUCUGACUUCAGUAAAAGAAUUGAAUCUGUCGUUCUGCAAACUAUCAGAUAAUUCAUUUCCCAGAGAUCUCAGUGGCUCACAAAAUUUGGAGACGUUGCUUCUAAGAGGAAAUGCUUUUCAACACUUACCAAUUUUUCUAUCAAAUUUACCGAAGUUAAAAAUGCUUGAUGUUUCUCAAUGUGAUCUAUCAGACACAUCAGGUCCCUUGGUUGUUGCAAGCCCCUUUUUGCAGGAAUUGAAUUUAAGCAGAAACAACUUCUGCAGCCUACCAGUUGAUCUUACUUCCCUUCCUCUUAAAACCAAGGUUUCCCUAGUGCAAUGCAAUAAGCUCAAAGUAAUAGAAUUUGAAUCAGGCACGAUAUUGAUCAAAUGCAUUUGCGAUUCUUUGGAGAAAGUAACAUUCAAAGGAGGGCUCAGUGACAGAAGUCUUAGACCAAUCCUUCGUAGUUUUUAUGAAUUUUCUUCGUUUCUGAGCUUCUGCUUUGUGAAAUAUUUAACUGGCAAGCAACUUGCUAAGUUAGAGCACUUGUUGGGAUUGAAGGCUUCGCUAAAGAAGUGCUCGGUUUUUUUCAGAGACUUCAUACUUACUUGGAGUAAGGAUCGUUCCAUUCAGGGUUUUUCUGAUUAUAUGGAGCCGAUUUAUAACAUCUUUCUUCCCGAAGGAACGAUGCCCUGUGGGUUUAAUCAUGAGGAUAAUGUUGCUUGUACAAUUGUAGAUGUGCCUCGAGUUUCAAGUGGAAGUUUCCAAGGGCUUGCAGUAUGUGUUAUUUGUCAUAUUAUAGAUCCUGAUCUUUUAACUUUAGCUAUAACAAUAGAGGAUGAGGAUUUUUCUCGUCACUACCGGACGCGCCUUCCGUGGGCCUUUAAGGACCAUAAAGGUGGAGUCAUGUGGGUCAGCUGUUGGAGAACACCAAGUUUGGUGAAUGAAUGCAAGAGAUUCAAUAUUAAAGUAGAGACUGACGUUGCUGACGGAUCUAACGGAUCCCAUCUCUGGAUUGUGAAAAGGAUCGGUUUUCGCCUCUUAUCUGAAGAGGAGCUAGACCGAGCCACAGAUAUCUGGAGAGAAUCCACCUGGGGUCGUGAUAUGGACCCAGUUCAUGGGUUUUCUUGCAGGUAGAGAGUAAAACUAAAAAAAUCGAGAGUAAAUGGGUUGAAGUGACAAAAGUUGAAAACAUCAAGUCUAAUUUCAUAAUUUCCCCAUUCAAAGAAAUUUUCAUCCGCAUACAGGUGGCACAACAUUGUGGGCUUUAUCUUAUUGUGUAGAUAAGAUGGACUUUCUAAAGAAGGGCACGGAGAUUUUUAAAGGAGGGCACAUUGUUGGAUAUAAAAGGGGAUUUUGGGAGGCGGACGAAGAGACUUCCAAAGGGGUGACUGCAGAAAUCAAAGGGCAGCCGACAUAGAGCUUGGAAGGCGAGUUUGAGGCAGAGCUUGCGAGGAUUCUGUGCGAGGCAGAAGCAAAGGUAGCCACUGGGGACACUUCAAUCGAAAACAAAAGGGGACAAGCGUAACAGUGAAGGCUACAAAUCUGAUUCUAGUGUUCCACAAAUUGGGUUUUACUCUUCUAAACUUACUUUUUCCUUUAUUUGGAUAUGAAAUUGUGGUUCAUCAAUUCUCAGAUUUUAUCAUGUUUA